CAAGCUUAGAUUCCAAACUGGGCGAGCGUUGUGACCCUGCGCUAUGGUCCACCCCUCCGCAUGUAGCUGCAGCUGUGGCUGGUACCAACCAGAUGUUGACUUAGCGCCAGCGGAUGCUUGGUGGAAGGAAGCGAUUCGGCACGAGACAGAGAACCGGUGGUAUGUUCGUCAACUGCCAGGUGCCUGGGCUGCAACCUUUGGCGGUUCACAAGUCGAUGCCCUGAUCAAACACCAGGUGGAGGUGCCCUCCGACCGUUCCUUCCGGCCCUAUGGUCGCCGGGUGCUGGCGGAGCCGCGAGAGAGUGAGGAGUUCAAAAAAGCGAUGAUCUGGGUAGAUGAGGAAGUUCCGGAAGGACGAGGCCUACAAGACCUUGGAGUUCCUCGAGGAGUUGCUGAAGGACCUGGACAGCUGGUUAAGCCGACACAGACAGAUGAGCGGCAACUUCCACAGUCCCCGCCAUGGCGAGAGCCGGCUCCAGAGGCACAAGCCACAGAGCCUGUGGCCGUGACCCUGGCCACACAACCCAUGGAGCCCUGUUUGGCAUCGACAGGUGAUGCAACUCUUAGAACUGAGGCUCUACGGGCGGUUCCCUCUGAGGUCACUUGCUCCAAGUGUGGUGCCAUGGUUCCAGCUGACGCCAACUUCUGUCCGAAUUGUGGUGCAUCUAUGACAAAGCAACCAGUGCAGGUUGCGGUGGAAGCCAAGUCCAAACCAAGCAAACCAAGCAAACCAAGUGCCAAAGCCAGAUCCAAAAGUCCGGCCCGGGCCCACAAGCCACGGCUUGGCCACUGGAGCCUUCUCCGUCAACAGGAUUUGAAAGCUCCAGGGCCGCCUCCGGAGCCCAGAGAGACGCAAAGUUUCAAGCCACCCCGUCGAGUGACAGGUGCCAAGCCCAAGCCCCGCCUCGCCCCAAAGCAGUGCAUUUCCAAAGGCCAUACCUACUUGGUAUCGUGCCCACGCACUUGGUGGCCCGGCAUGCCUGCUGUGGAGAGGGUAGAAUGAUGGCCAAUUACUUUGCCCUGCCCUACCAGGCCCCUGAUGCUACAAAGACAUCCAGAGGGUUUGCUGCCUUUGGUGAUGGGCUGAAUUUGUGCAAAAUCUCGCAGUGCCGUGAGCACUAGGCUAAUGUUCAAUAGAAAAGGUGAG
Messenger RNA from Cladocopium goreaui, 1147 nucleotides. NCBI's taxonomy places the organism in Eukaryota, Dinophyceae, Suessiales, Symbiodiniaceae. The record is from the annotation of a GenBank genome assembly.